Molecule: messenger RNA, 1665 nt
Organism: Salvelinus namaycush (lake trout)
Lineage: Eukaryota; Metazoa; Chordata; Actinopteri; Salmoniformes; Salmonidae
Product: carboxypeptidase Q-like
Exons: 8
Biological process (GO): proteolysis; peptide catabolic process
Molecular function (GO): metallodipeptidase activity
Source: RefSeq, a predicted model, not a curated record
GUCUCUGAAAUCUGUAGUUUUUUUUUUUUUUUAAUGAGUUGCGUCGGAGCUCCUCUCCGCCCAUACUAGUCGCUGCUAUACCUCAAUACGUUUCUGUUUCCAUUAAUGAAGUAAACGCUGGCACGUGUACCGUGCUGUCAUAUUUUAAGCAAAUUAGGGAAAUGUAGUGUAGUCUGUGCAUUAGCGUAAAUAGCCUGUUGUCACGAGGAAAGUAUUUGUAAAUAACCUUAAUAUGUUCUUGUCUGCCUCCAGAUGCAGGGCCGGCAGAUAAAACAAUGUGGCCUUUUCUCACUGACUCUUUUGGCCACAUUUUUCCAUUGUAGCUGUUUGCCACACAGUACUGGUGGAAAGCCAUUUCCAGAGACUGCUAAAGAAAUUGCCAGCUAUGCAAAGGUAGCCAAGAGCAUCAUAGACUUGGCUGUGUAUGGCAAAGCCCAGAACCGCUCCUAUGAGAGACUGGCAGACUUCACAGAUACAAUAGGGAACCGUGUCAGUGGCUCUAAGAACCUGGACCUGGCUAUCAAGUACAUGUUCAGUGCCCUGAAACAGGAUGGGCUGGAGAACUUACAUCUAGAACCAGUGAAGAUUCCACACUGGGUCAGGGGAGAGGAGAGCGCCAUGAUGCUACAGCCCCGGAACCACACCAUGGCCAUCCUUGGACUGGGCAGCAGUGUGGCUACACCCCAAGGAGGCAUUGAAGCAGAGGUGCUGGUGGUGGAGUCUUUUGAGGAGCUGAAAAAAAGGCAGAAGGAAGCCAUUGGGAAGAUCGUGGUGUAUAACCAGCCCUUUGUCAGCUAUGAGGAGACUGUGUAGGACAGGGAUUUUGGGGCAUCCCAGGCAGCUGAAGUAGGAGCUGUGGCUACUCUCAUCCGGUCCAUCACACCCUUCUCCAUCAACAGUUCUCACACAGGCUGGCAGGACUACCAGGAGGGAGUGCAGAAGAUCCCUACCGCCUGUAUCACAGUGGAAGACGCCAUGAUGAUGGCCAGGAUGGCUAAGCGAGGCCAGAGGAUUGUGGUCCGACUCACCAUGAACGCCCAGACCUUCCCUGACGCUGACUCCUUCAACACUGUGGCUGAGAUCAUCGGCAGCGAGCACCCAGAACAGGUGGUGCUGCUCAGUGGUCAUCUGGACAGCUGGGAUGUGGGCCAGGGGGCCAUGGAUGAUGGUGGUGGAGCACUCAUCUCCUGGGAGGCCUUGUCUCUGCUUAAAGACCUGGGUCUGCGUCCCAGAAGAACCCUCCGGACAGUGCUGUGGUCUGCAGAGGAGCAGGGAGGGGUUGGAGCGCAACAGUACUUCCAGCUUCACAAGGUGAACAUCUCUAACUUUAACCUAGUGAUGGAGUCUGACAUGGGUACCUUCACCCCCCUGGGGCUGCAGUUCACAGGCUCAGCCCAGGCCCGGGCUGUCAUGGCUGAGGUGAUGAAGCUACUGAAGCCCAUCAACACCACCACCCUGGAGGAACACGGAGAGGGAAUUGAUUUAGAGAUGUGGAUGGAUGCCGGCGUGCCAGGAGCCAGCCUGCACGUUGCAGACAGUAGAUACUUCUGGUUCCACCACACCAACGGGGACACCAUGUCUGUUCAGAGCCCCAUAGAAAUGAACCUGUGUUCGCCAAUAGUCUGGCCAGUCUGGCACCAGACCCCCAUCACUUCCUGUGUCUAA